This is a messenger RNA of Elaeis guineensis (African oil palm), 3069 nucleotides long. Its product is annotated as pentatricopeptide repeat-containing protein At2g41720. Gene Ontology annotation, molecular function: protein binding. Gene Ontology annotation, cellular component: chloroplast. Gene Ontology annotation, biological process: mitochondria-nucleus signaling pathway; chloroplast-nucleus signaling pathway. The record is from RefSeq and is a predicted model, not a curated record. NCBI's taxonomy places the organism in Eukaryota, Viridiplantae, Streptophyta, Magnoliopsida, Arecales, Arecaceae.
AGCCGCCGAUAUGGAUCAAACCCACUCCCAGAACCAAACAAGACCGUUCAUGGGAGGAGAAGAAGCUGGUCGGCUUCGUCGACUACGACAAGGGCAGGCACUGCGUCUCCACCGAGGUGAGCGGUGUCGGCAAGGACCGAAUCCCCGCCAGGUACCGCCUCCGCGUCGAAGGCAGCCGGUGGCAGAAGGAUUGGAAGGUCUCCGAGGUCGUCGACCAGGUGCUGAGGGUCGACCACUGGGAGGACAUCGAGGGCGUUCUCAAUUGCUGGGUCGGCCGGUUUGCGAGGAAGAACUUCCCACUUCUCAUAAGGAAGGAUCGACUUAGCUGAUUCGGUAGACAUUGUGCAUAUCUGAUGAUGUCUAAUCAAGUCAAGUAAUCUAUGGCAAUCGUGCUUUUGUUGAUUUGUAUCGAGUAACACGAGGCAUGUAUGGUUACGCGAACUAAAUGCACUAAUCCUUUAGUUUAUUGUAGGAAAUAAUGAACACCGGAUCCCUUCAACAUGCUGUUCAUGUGUUUCACUGGAUGAAAAAUCAGAAGAACUAUUGUGCUCGGAAUGACAUAUACAACAUGAUGAUAAGGUUGCAUGCCAGAUAUAAUCGAACCGAUCAAGCACGUGGCUUAUUCUUUGAGAUGCAAGAGUGGAGAUGCAAACCUGAUGUUGAAACUUACAAUGCUCUCAUCAAUGCACAUGGUCGAGCUGGUCAGUGGCGCUGGGCUUUGAAUAUAAUGGAAGAUAUGCUUCGAGCUGCCAUACCUCCUAGCCGAACUACAUACAAUAAUUUAAUCAGUUCUUGUGGAUCUGGUGGCAACUGGAAAGAGGCUCUUGAAAUUUGCAAGACAAUGACAGAAAAUGGUGUUGGACCUGAUUUGGUGACUCACAACAUUGUUUUAUCAGCUUUCAAGAAUGGGGCUCAAUAUUCGAAAGCUCUAGCUUAUUUUGAACUUAUGAAAAAGACAAAUAUAUACCCUGACACUAUCACUCUUAAUAUUGUUAUACAUUGCCUUGUCAAACUUGGACAAUUUGGAAAAGCUGUGGAUAUAUUCAACUUAAUGAGGGAAAAAAAAGCAGAAUGCCCCCCAGAUAUCAUAACAUUUACCAGUGUUAUUCAUGCAUAUUCUGUUUGUGGACAGAUUGAAAAUUGCAAGGCAGUAUUUGACAUGAUGCUUGCUGAAGGGUUGAAACCUAAUAUUAUUUCUUAUAAUGCACUUCUUGGUGCUUAUGCUUCACAUGGAAUGCAUAUGGAGGCGUUAGCAAUUUUUAAGUUAAUCAAGCGGAAUGGACUCCGACCAGAUACUGUAUCAUAUACUUCCUUACUCAAUGCCUAUGGCCGAUCUGGACAGCCUGAGAAGGCCAGGGAGGUCUUUGACAUGAUGAAACGAAACUCAUGCAAGCCAAAUAGAGUUAGUUAUAAUGCAUUGAUUGAUGCUUAUGGAUCUGCAGGAAUGUUGGAGGAAGCUGUAGAAUUGCUGCGUGAGAUGGAAAAGAACGGUAUUCAACCAGAUAAUGUCUCAAUAAGCACUCUCUUGGCAGCCUGUGGCCGAUGCUGUCAAAUUGUUAAGAUUGACUCAGUACUUUUAGCAGCGAAGUCCCGUGGCAUUAAAUUAAAUAUAGUUGCAUACAACUCGGCCAUUGGGAGCUAUAUGAGUGUUGGGGAAUAUGAUAAAGCUUUAACAUUAUACAAGUUGAUGAGAGAAAAUAAAAUAAAACCUGAUGCUGUUACCUUUAAUAUAUUAAUUAGUGGUUUAUGUAAGGUAGGAAGAUACAUGGAAUCUCAGAAAUUUGUCAAUGAGAUGAUGGACAUGCAGAUUCCUUUAUCUAAGGAGGUAUACUCAUCUUUGAUCUGCAUGUACAGCAAACAGGGUCAACUAACAAAAGUGGAAUCUACUUUCAAUAUGAUGAAGGAGACAGGCUGCUUCCCUGAUGUUAUAACAUACACUGCCAUGAUACAUGCCUACGGUAUAGUAGAGAACUGGAAGAAAGCAUGGGAGAUUUUUCAAGACAUGGAAAAAAAUGAUACCCGGCUAGAUCCUAUUGCAUGUUCAUCCCUUAUGGAAGUUCUGAAUAGAGGAUGUCAACAUACAAAGGUUCUUCAGAUGGCAGAGUUGAUGAGACAGAAGCACAUUCCUCUAAACUCAAGUGCCUCUUUUGAGAUUAUUUCUGCUUGCAGCAUGCUAAGAGACUGGAAAAAAGCAAGCGAAAUAGUUGAACAUAUGGAGCCCUCCUUAUUCUCAUCACUUUCACUUGGGAUUUUAAAUCAGCUUCUUUGUUUUCUUGGAAAGAGUGGGAGGAUUGAGACUAUGAUAAAGCUUUUUUACAAGAUAGUGACCUCAGGUUCAAAUGUCAGCUCUGCAACAUACUCGAUUCUCUUGAAAAAUCUUUUGGCUGUUGGGAAGUGGCGGAAAUAUAUCGAGGUGUUGCAAUGGAUGGAGGAUGCAGGAAUUCAACCAUCCCUUUAUAUGUACAACAAUGUUCUCCCAUAUGCAUGGAAGGACAACAGCAUGGAGCAUGUUGUUCUCAUCCAAGAAAGAAUAAGUUCUUUGAGAGAAAACGUUCCUUGAGCAUUGAAGGUCAAGCAUGCUUGAGAUUUCACAAUGAUGGGCUAGCCAAUGGACAGGGCUGCUGGAGCCGACCGUAUCUCAUGUUCAUAGGAACAGCUACCUAAAGAAAUGCGAUACAUUUAGCAUGCAGAAAGCAUAAAUGAGUUAACUAAUUCAUGGGCUUGUUUGGCAAGGAAAUUCAAGAGCUUUAUCAUAUACUGCCACCACCUCACUAAACACGUAAUUCAAGAAUUAGGAGGCAUCCAACUGGUUUGUGCAAAUCAUAGUGAAGAUUACACAUGGUGCCAAUGUAUAUUCUGUUCUGUAUAGUUGGACUGUAUGAUGAAAUUAUUUUCAUAAUUGAUUUCAUCUCGAUGCAGAAAUUUGGCAGAUCCUCUUCCUCUUUUUCAAGCUUGUUGAUUAUAGUGAGAAAAUUUCUUUCCAGGUAUCAUCGCCAGCCUUUCAUAAGAAAGGUUGUUAAUUAAUACAGUUGAGUAUCUUUUAUGAUAUUAUGCUGGUUUUCCUUUUGG